Synchiropus splendidus (mandarinfish) is the source of this 5949-nucleotide messenger RNA. It is a transcript of the gene arpin, whose product is annotated as actin related protein 2/3 complex inhibitor. The record is from RefSeq and is a predicted model, not a curated record. The coding region runs from base 5178 to 5801 and encodes 207 amino acids. NCBI's taxonomy places the organism in Eukaryota, Metazoa, Chordata, Actinopteri, Syngnathiformes, Callionymidae. The transcript has 20 exons. Gene Ontology annotation, biological process: negative regulation of actin nucleation.
UGGGCCCCGGGACCAUUUGUUCUGGGAAAGGUGGGCCCCCAGUUCAAAAAGGUGAAGAACAUCGGAACAUAUCUAGAGCAUAUAAUGCUGCAUGACCAAGUGGAGAGGCGCCGUGGCGACAAUGUCUCCUCCAAACUUGUUCGGCUCAAGGGUUGUCCUCUUCAGGAGCCUGGACCUGCCUGCCAACAUGAGGGUUCGACCCACCCCUGAACACUUGACUUCCAUCCAACUGUAAGCUGUGGUCGUCUGGGGUCCACCUGAUGCAUGUGCGAACUCACCUGCUCUCUCUUGGACGAACUCGGCCAGAAUGUUGGCCACCUUGUUGAUCUCCUGGCAGAUCUGCGCCACAGACAAGUCGCCAGGUCAGCUGGUGCCAGCGUGAGUCAAACAGGCCGUGCGUGCGACCUCACCUGUCUCUUGAUGACCAUUUUCACAGUGAAGGAGAUGAAAUCGGUGAAGAGCUUCUUCAGCCAGUUGGGUCUGAAACAACACCAGGAUGAGACUCACAACCUCCUCACCAGUUGCAGAACUGUCACUCACUCUCUGUCUCCCUGCAGGUGCAGGCGCAGCCGGUCAAAGUUCAGGUAGCAGUCCGAGGUGUCCGCGGCUACGUUCCCUGCUGCGCCACAGUCUGGCAGAGGAGACUCACAUGUAGAAGAGGUCAACAAACUCCCACACAGCUCCUCCACUGCAGAGGCCACCUGAGGGAGCCGCGUGGGUCGAGAUGAUGCCACAACCAGAGGCAUCCGCGUGUCCUGACCACACACUCGAUGCUCACUAAACCAAGUGGACACAUCCUUGUCCAACAGCGUGAGGACCUGCUGCGGCGACAGCAGCUGUCCCAGCACCACUGAACACAUGACGUCAGCAUGGAGCAGCACAUGAAUCCAGGACAAAAUCAUGUUGUUGGGAGAAAGCCACCAGGCAGGUUGCCUGCGGAGCGCGGUUGGUCUCAGCUGGAUCCUGGCGGGUCAAUUGGCGACGCCGUGAGGAGCUUCAGGGAUGAGUGACAAGAAGAAGGUUUUGAAGAAAACCCACAUGGUCCACAUGGCUGAGACCCUGUGUGGUGGAACCAACACUGCCACCAUCGGGUCUGCUUCUGCGGCGCCAGCCUCCUCUGCGGGCAUGUUUGCUCACAUGAUUUGGGACUCGCUCAUCGUUCUCCUGGUUCUGCUGAGCCUCCUGGGGUUGCUGGAGAUUGGGUCCUUGAGCCGGUGCUGGUCUCCUGAAGGGGAAGAGGCCAGCGGUGUGUCUGCAGGCCAGAGAAACACAACAGACUUUUCCAGGGAUGAUCUCCCAACCACUGACUGGAUAUCCCCAAGGAUACGGCCCUCAUCAGACGACCACAUAAGGGGAGACAGGGAAGGUUCGGGUUCGGUUCGGAGAAGUGAAAGUUCUGGGUGGAAGCUGGGCACGUCAGAGGAGCAAUGUUGUUUCCAAACACACUGUGGCCGCACCCGAUUGGCUCCUCCCGGCACGUGACACCAGCCCGCCGUUGAUUGGACGGUCCUGAUCCGUGAUCCUCCACGGCUGGGCGUGCGGACUCGCGCCAGAGUUGUUCUUGGGGUUUGUCUCCUCCGCCCUGAGCAUCUCCUCCCACGAACACUCGGACUUUGCAUUUGGCCCAGCGCUUCCUGCGAGUCAGCAGAGAGGACAAAGAACUGCACUGGGAUCAUUGAAUUCCCAUGAAGUUUCGAGAAGAGUUGGACCUUUUUAACCAGCUGGCUUCCCAUUCCUCGCUGAGAUGGUUCAGCCCUUCUGUCACCUCCCAACAUUGGACCUCUUCAGCUGCUAUCCGUAAUCGUGGGCCUACAAGACCUUCCCUUCCCACCCGGUCAGCAGGGCUGACUUAUUUCUCACCUGCACCAGCAUGUUGACUCCAGACCGCAGGUCAGUAGCGACCACCUCGGUGUAGAAUGACUUGACCUUUCUCUUGUUCAACCAUGUCUGCUGAGCAUCACCGCUUUGCUUCUGGACGGAGGAGGGUCCGGCCUGAACGGAGGCUCAAGAUGAAGGCAGCGUUGGCGACGCUGACCAGAUCCACCAGAGCCGGACGACUGCUGGGCACCCCGGUGAGGACCAGACACUGUGGUCUGAGGGGACAACACAGAAACAUCGGCGGUCAGUCACACCACCUGCAGAUGCAGAGAACCAAGCUUCGACAUGAAGAUGUGAACAGAGACCUGUAGUUCUUGACGUGGUCCUGGACCUGGUUCAGACUCACGCAGUGACUGAGGGCAAUGUUGUAGGAGCUGGCCUGCACGGACGAGCCCCAGUUCACCGCUGAGAGGCCUCUUGUAGAGUGUGUAGAGCAGGAGGAAGAAGACCACCCCGAAGGCGAUGAGCGCGGCCCACCAGGUCAGCAGGAACAUGAUGACCAGGCAACACAGGGCGCACAGCAGCGACAGCCACUUGUUGUAGAACCUGAACGUCGGACGCCAACCUGGAGGGACAAAGUGACAAAUCCUUUUUCAUUUCUGAUCUGACGAAAGCUACUUUUUAACUCAGUGCAUGGAAAACACGGAAAGCUCCUCGGACCGGACACUACCUGGCGAGUUAGUGAUGGAGGCGUGGAAGCAGCUGAAGUUGAUGAGACAGUAGGAGCAGAGGAAGAAGUUGGAGAUGAUGGGAGCGAUGGUGUUCAACUCAGCUGCAGAUGUGAAAUACCGUCAGUUAAUCUGUCAGCUGACCUGCAGGGUGACUCGGUCACUGACCAAUCAGGAUGAAGCAGGCGGCGAUCAGGUAUGUGAGGAGGUAGCCUCGCAGCGGCUCGUCGUUCUUGCCGUAGCCUUUGCCGAAGAAGCCGAUGAGCGGGUAGAGUCUGUCCCUGCACAGGCACUGGAGAGAGCACAGGUCACCUGUCUGCACCGGGGCCAGCUCAGAGUCCGUGCUGGUACCUGGAACACUUUAGGGGCGGAGACCAGGCAAGCCAGGGCCGACGACAGCGUUGCCCCGAAUAUCCCGGCCGUGAUGAGCGGGGCGAAGGCCGACACCAAGCUCAUGGACUGGACACACAAAACAUCGGUCAGGCGUUACUUCCUGAAUAAUGAGAACCCAGACCCAUCAACAGUCUGAGCGACUCAUGGGUGCCACGUAAGGGCUCACAAUUCACUCAGCUGACGGACUCAAAUGUUGUGUGAUAUCAUUCCGCCGUUACAUACAUACAGAACACAGUGUGAGUCAAGGCCACUUCCUGUUCAGUUGCCAGGUGAGCCAGCGGAUGAGAAUAGAUCCCAAUCUUGGCACUGUAGAGCCCCCUGGUGGACGCUAAGUAAUAUCAAUGUCAAAGUGUUGUAGGACUCUGGCUGUAUAGAUGGAAGCCACACUUCCUCCCCUGAGUGUGGUCACCAUGGGGGACCCUACAAAGCCAUGUCUCCCCCACCAACAGUGGCAUCAUUGGGACCCUCGUACCCCUCCACCGACUGUGAGGCGAGUGUGCUCUCCUCCCUCAUGUGAAGUGUGCAUCACCUGAUAGUAGUUCCUGAUGCCGAAGGUGCACGUGUUGUUGUUGAUGCAGUUGCUGAAGUCCCACCCAAACUGACAACUCAAACCCUCACAGGCUUCACCAGACGAGGGCGAUAGAGAGUCGUUCAACAGACCUGAAGCGUCGCGGACCACGCAGGAGCCUGCCAAGACAAACCCGCGUGACUCGUGGUGAAGUCUGUUCUGUCCUGAAGCAGUUGAAGUACCGAUGGUGGCGGAGAUGAGGAUGUAGGAGAGGGUGGUCCAGAAGAUGGCCAUCAGAGUUCCUCUUGGGAUGGCGACCGUUGGAUUCUGUUUUGACGAGUGGAGGACUUGAGAUCAAGAUUGCUGACGGGACAAAGAGUCUGGGUCUGUACCUUCAGGUCUCCUGAGAUGUUGGCACCCGCCAGGAUGCCGGUGGCUGAAGGGAAGAAGAUGGAGAACAUGCCGAAGAAGCUGCCCUCUGGUCCGGUCCAGCUGGGCACAAAAUUGGUGGCAAAGAUGUCGGCUGGGGACGGUUAGAUGGUCAAGUGAGUCGGAGGAACUGGGCCGGGUCAUGUGAUUCUCAGAGCAACCUUUGUAACUGAAGAAGCCCUUGGCCUGCUUGUCUGGCGAAGCCGGGAUCACGGUGCCGACAAAGUAGUUGAUGAACGACACCAUGAUGACGAGGAAGAAGAGAAUCUGGGCCUUAAGAAGAUGAGUGUUCGCUUCAUAUUUGUCACCGGCUCAGACUGAAGCUGUGUGUGUCGAGUCCCUCACGGCUGCCGACCUUCGACUCCCAGGCCAUGCCAGCAGUGGAGAUCCCCAGGAGAAAGGUGACCGUGAUAAUGCCGAUGAUGCGGAUGUCAUUUAUUCUGUCCACCAUGACGGCUCCGUGUUCCUAAACCACAAAUGGAGUCAAGUCACCGCCGUGGCUGACGAUCCCAGGCCCCCCGACUCACAGACAUGAGGUCCACCACCGUCUCAGCGAAGCCCACCGUGUGCAUGGCAACUGCGACGGCGUUGGCGAAGGCAAAGAUCAGCCCGAUGGACCCGCCGAGCUCCGGGCCCAGACUGCGACUGAUCAGGAACCUUUCAUAGUGGGAGGAAACCAGAGCUUCUGAGACACCUCAUCUGCCUUCCCUUGGAGGUUCUACUCUGAGCUUCUCUCUCCCGAGAAAACUCACCUCGGCUGGUCAAUCCCCCUCCGACCUAAGCUCAGCGACCCCUGACAACUGACCUCCCUUGACCUUCCCAUUGGUGGCGAUGGCAGAUGUGGAGAGGCCGGUGAUGCCGGUGAUGCAGGAGGAGAGCAGGAUGAUGACCCAGGUCAGACCUGAACGCAGAAGCUGCUCAUCACCUCUCUUGCUCUCUGACGCAGGAAUGUCUUGCUGCGACUCACCGAUCCCGGCCUGAGCUGUGAUCCAGGGCAGCCUCAGGAUGGUCGCUGCAGAUCCAGACUCACCAUGACUCCCUGGACCCAACCGAAGCGGGUCGGCUCCGGCGGCGGCUCCUUCUGCUCUUCAUCCUCCUCCUCCUCCUCAGAGCUGUCGUCCUCCUGGUGUCCGGCGGUGUCCUCGUACAGCGGAGGCCCGGAGUCGUCCUGGUCAACAUGACACACACCUUGAAGUCCGGGUCAGCAGACCCCGCGGGCGAGCCUAUGGGCUUGAACCCGGCCAGGUGCACCCCGUCACCUGCUGCUGGAGUCUCCAUCCCGACAGAGGAGAGGACCGGAGAUGUCUCAAGGUGACGGCGCCAUGCUCAGUCUGAGCGGUGCCGGAGUUCUUCUGGAGGGGAAACUGGUCGACGUUUCCAGACACGCCAUCACGGACGUGGACCAGCAGAAGGUCCGGUUCCAUGUUCUGUACGUGAAACCGUCUCGAAUCCACCAGAGGAAGUACGAUGCCGGCGGGACAGAGAUCGAGCCCAACUUCAUUGACACCAAGAAGGUCAACACCGGCUUCCUCAUGUCGUCCUACAAGGUGGAGGCCAAAGGCGAGUCCAGCCUUCUGACGGAGGAGCAGCUCUCGGCUCUGGUGACCAAACCUGAGCUCACAAAAGUGACCGACCGGCAUCGCCCGGUGGGAACCUUUGCCUUCUGGUACCCUGAGUCUGAGAUGAGCAAGCUCGAGCUGGAGACGGGUCAAGAGGUCCGGCUGAAGACCCGGGGAGACGGUCCCUUCAUCUUCUCGCUGGCCAAAGUCGACGCCGGCACGGUGACCAAGUGCAACUUCGCCGGGGACGAGAAAGCUGGAGCCUCGUGGACGGACAAGAUCAUGGCCAACAAGUCUGGCACGGUGGCUUCUGAGAGGCCUGGAGCCGAGGGAGAGGGAGCGCAGGAGGAUGAGUGGGAUGAUUGAAGACACGCAACGACACUCCGCCUGCUGUCAGGGACCAUGAUGGCAUGUGCAAGUAAAAACACCGCGCUGAAGGGAGGUGGACUCAAAUGCAGCCGCUUCCAGGUGUCGACCCGACUCAUUGUAAUUCAUAUUAAAAUCAUGAAAAUAU